Molecule: messenger RNA, 6021 nt
Organism: Hemicordylus capensis (graceful crag lizard)
Lineage: Eukaryota; Metazoa; Chordata; Lepidosauria; Squamata; Cordylidae
Product: divergent protein kinase domain 1A
Exons: 5
Coding region: 460-1746 (428 amino acids)
Source: RefSeq, a predicted model, not a curated record
ACGCGCCACCCACAGCCAACCACCUUCCACAAUCGGAAACCUCCCCUUUAAGCAAAGGGAGAAGAAAGACAGGGCGAGAGCAGGGUGGGGGCGGCUCGUGUGUGUCGGCAGAGGCUGCGGAGGUUCCUCCAAUAAUCCCUCAGGUCAAGGAGCAGCCCGUCUAGUCCGCCUCCCUUUCCCUUUAAGGCUAAAGCAAGGAGAAAGCCGCCCUUCUUCCUCCCGCUGUAUGACACUUGCCAAGGAGGGCGGCGCUAAGAGAGAGGGAGGAAGAGAGGGACGGUGCCGCCCGCCCCCCCCCCCCCCCGCCACACUCCGCUGUCCUCCUGGGCUGUUCGAGAGGCAAGCAGGUGGCCCAUCAAUCAGUGCUCCUUGCCCGGGGCCGGCGAGGCGGGAAAAGCGCCCCCUCUCUGCGCCUCAGACUGCUGCAGCCCGCUGCGGGGAUGUGCCAUUGCCAUUGCCAUGGCGAGGCGGUUCUUCCCGGGGGCCUGGCUCAGGAAGCACUACUACGGCCAGGUUCGCUUCUCUUAUAUGCGGAUGAAGUAUCUCUUCUUCUCUUGGCUAGGAGUAUUUAUUGGCAGCUGGAUUAUUUAUGUUCAGUAUUCAACUUACACAGAGCUUUGCAGAGGGCAUGACUGCAAGAAAAUAAUAUGUGAUAAGUACAAGACUGGAGUUAUUGAUGGAUCAGCAUGUAGCAGCCUGUGUACCAGACAGACUUUGUAUUUUGGGAAAUGUAUGUCCACAAAACCCAACAACCAGAUGUAUUUAGGAGUCUGGGGAAAUCUACAAGGUGUUAUAAAAUGCCAGAUGGAAGAAAUUGCUCACAUUGACCUUGGAACUGAAAUAGAACCAAGGAAGGAAACUGUACUAUUUGAUAAACCAACUAGAGGAACUACUGUUCAGAAAUUCAAGGAGAUGGUCUAUGGGCUUUUUAAAGCAAAACUAGGUGAACAGGGAAAUCUUCCUGAGCUGGUUAACCUCAUCUUGUCUGUUGCUGAUGGGAACAAAGAUGGUAGAGUUUCCUUGCCAGAAGCAAAGUCAGCAUGGGCACUUCUCCAGCUAAAUGAAUUUCUGCUUAUGGUCAUCCUACAGGAUAAAGAACAUACUCCCAAAUUGUUGGGCUUUUGUGGGGAUCUGUAUGUGAUGGAAAAAGUUGAAUAUACCUCUCUCUUUGGAAUAAGCCUUCCUUGGAUCAUAGAACUUUUCAUUCCCUCUGGUUUCAGAAGAAGCAUAGACCAGUGGUUUACUCCAUCAUGGCCUAGAAAAGCAAAAAUAGCCAUAGGGCUUCUAGAAUUUGUGGAAGAUAUUUUCCAUGGACCAUAUGGAAACUUUCUUAUGUGUGAUACGAGUGCCAAAAAUCUGGGUUACAAUGAUAAAUAUGACUUGAAAAUGGUGGAUAUGAGAAAAAUAGUGCCAGAAAUCAACUUGAAAGAACUAAUUAAAGAUCGUCACUGUGAGUCUGAUCUGGAUUGUGUGUAUGGAUCAGACUGUAGAACUAUUUGUGACCAAAGUAAAAUGAAAUGUACCACAGAAAUAAUUCAGCCAAACUUAGCAAAGGUGUGCCAGUUGCUUAAAGACUACUUGCUCCGUGGAGCUCCUCUGGAAAUACAUGAAGAGUUGGAGAAACAACUGUACUCUUGCAUUGCUCUGAAAGUCUCAGCAAAUCAGAUGGAAAUGGAGCAUUCCUUAAUACUUAACAACCUGAAAACAUUACUGUGGAAGAAAAUCUCUCAUACAAAUGAUUCUUAGUUUCUUUGUCUAGUUCUGCUGUAGGAGCUGACCACUUUGUGUCCAAUACAGAUUCAACAUCUUAAAAAAUACUCUUUAUUUAUCUGUCAUCAGCACUCCUUCAAACACUGCCACCAAGUGAUUUUUUUUUUCCAGUUGGAAAAUGAUAUAUGUUCUCAAAGUAUCUGCCUGGCAGAGACUACUAAAGCCAUAUGGCUAUAACAUUCCCAUUUGGGAAAUAAAAAAUACGAGUGCAGUGUUCUCCUCUUGCCCUUACCCAAGUUGAGAUCUGUAUGAAGCGUAUUCUGUUGAUAGUAUUCACACUGUGCUCCCACAAAGAGUAAUUUAACUUUGAGCCAAAUGUACAUGCUCUGAAGGAACAUGUGGGACAGACCCCCUGGGAUUGUACCACUUCGGAAUGCAAGUGCUGGAUUACGUUUGAAUACUCGGCCCCUUCAAACAAUCCCUGAGCCACAGGCAGGGGAGUCUUGAAGUAGAAGAGUACUGAAACUUAGAAGUCACACCUGCACUUUUCUUAAAUAAUAGUUCUGAGAGGGCUGCAGCCCUUAAGCAGUGCUGUGAGAAGCUUUUGUUUUUCUUUCUUCAUAACCGCCCACUCCCCCCAAAAAAAUUACAAAAUGGGUUGUGGUGCUCUCAAAAAUUUCUUCAGUCUAUUGUUUAACAGAAAACAACUUUAGCCUGAAGACCCACCACUAUUAGACAUUAACAUGGUAGAGUCCACACUGCUGUUUAUAAAUGAAAUGAAUAUUUUUGAGGUUGUUUACUAAUUUUAGCAUGGCAGAAUUUGCACAUUAGUAAUUUUUAAGACAGGAAAUCAAUGCGAUGAUUUUAAAAAUGUUUUAAACUGGAGGUUUUAGAACUAGAACUUUUUUGUUAGAUUUUUACAUUUGUAUACACAUUUACCUCAUGCAUACAUUGAAUGUUACCAAGUUAGCUGAAACUUCCUAGUUAAAUGUACGCUGAACCAUGCUAGCAAUUAAGGAUUUAAAUAAAGCAUGUUGCGCACGGGCACACGGUAGCAGCAAUAUUUAAAGACAUUAAAAUGAACUACUUACAUUAUUUGGGCCUCAAAUUUAGAAUAAAGUUUUCACAGUUUGGUGCCAAGAAUUAGGGAACACUUUAGAUUGAAUUAUUACAUGAGUGGGGAGAUGAAUAAUGUUGGUGUGAUUAAUAGUCUGGAUCAUGGUUGCUUAAUGAGAAAAACAUUAAAAUCAUAAGGCAUAUCCUGGCCAAAGGUAAGUACAUCAACAAUCAUAUGCCUGUUUGUUCUGAAGUGAUUCCCACUAAGUUCAAUGGGAAUAACUUCAAGUAAGUGUGCAUACAAAUGCAGGUGAAGUUUCACUGACUUCUAUGGGGAAAAUAAGCAUGUACUCAACCCUGUUUCAUUGACAUUUGACUAAAUUAAAUGUGUUCAUUAUUGGCUGGAUCUUGCCUAGUCAAAUCAAUAAACUAGUUAAGCAGAGCUAUUGAAUCUAAGCCUGUUGAUUCAAGAGUCAAAUUGGUAAACUUCUCUGGAUUAAUUGAUUUGUGGAUCAAGACUUUCAUGUAUCACACUAGCUAUUAAUCUAAUAUCUAAAAUUACUUUCAAGCUAUUCAGAUAUCUUGAAAGUAAUCUAGAUAUUACUUUCAAGUUGCUUUUGGAGUGAAUAUUAUGCCUUGUCUAAACUUGUUCUAGGAUUAUGUGACAGGUUGGUUUUGAACCAGGAUUGUCCUUACACUAGUGGUCCUGUCUGUUCUGAGCUGAGAUUCUAGCUUUGCUUGUAAAGCAGCAAACAAAGCAAGACAAUAAGAAAGUAUAGGCAUGUGAGAGCACUCCUCCUACAUUCAAUGUAUUUUUUUUUUUAGAAUGGUACAGUACUUUUCACUACCUUUUUGUAUAUUUCAUGAGCCUAGAUGCAUGGUUUCUACUUCUGUAUAUGGCAAUUUUGAUCACAAAUGGACAGUCUUUGUUAUCCACGCCUAGCUGUUGAUUCUAAACAGUCAGCCAGUUCCUCAAAUCUGCUCAGAUGACACUUGCCAUUGUUUGGCAGAGCUUUUGUGAAACACUUGUGAACAUGAUGCGUGACAAUAACUUGUAGUCUCCACCUCCUCAUUUCAUUUGUAUUUCUGUUACAAGAGGGGAAAGAUGAGUAAGAAAAGUCCUUUAUUUUAAAGCUUUUUCUCCAACUGUCCUUCUGGCUUCAAUAUGUUGCUUUGUCAACAAGAACUUAAGUUUAUUCAUAUAAACUUAUAUGAUGUAGACAAGCUGCUUGGAAUGGUGCGGCCUACCUCCUGUUCUCUUGACGCUUGUCAAACAUGGCUUAUACUAUCUGGUAGGGGGGUUGUUGUAGAAGGCCUGGUAGAGAUUAUACAUGCUUAUCCAAGGGAGGGAAGGAUGCCUUCCUGUCUUGAGGCAAUUAUUAGACCUCUUCUGAAGAAGCCUGAAGAGUUAAACAACUGUAGGCCUGUCUCCAACCUUCGCUGGUUGGGCAAGGUAAUUGAGAGUGUGGUGGCCUCCCAGCUCCAGACAGUCUUGGAGGAAAUUGAUUAUCUAGACCAAUUUCAGACUGGUUUCUGAGCAGGCUAUGGGGUGGAAACUGCCUUAGUUGGCCUGAUGGAUGAUCUCCAAUGGGGAGUUGACAGAAGAAGUGUCACUCUAUUGAUCCUUUUGGAUCUCUUGGUGAUUUUCAAUACUAUUGACCAUAGUAUCCUUCUGGAGUGUCUGAGGGGGCUGGGAACAGGGCACUGCUUUGCAGUGGUUCUGUUCCUACCUCUCCGGCAGAUUCUAGAUGGUGUCCCUUGGAGACUGUUGCUCUUCAAAAUGUGGACUUUUAUAUGGUGUCCUCCAGGGCUCUAUACUGUCUCCAGUGCUUUUUAACAUCUAUAUGAAACUGCUGGGAGAGAUAAUCAGGAAAUUUGGUGCAGGGCAUUAUCAGUGUGCUGAUGACACCCAAAUCUAUUUCUCCAUGACAACAUCAGGGGAAGGCAUAACCUCCCUAAAUGCCUGCCUGGAGACAGUAAUGGACUGGAUGAGAGAUAAUAGACUGAGACUGAAUUCAGAUAAAAUGGAGGUACUUAUUGUGCAGCAUUGGAAUUCGGGAGACUAUUUUGAUCUGCCGGUUCUUGAUGAGGGUCACACUUUCCCAGAAAGAAUAGGUGUGUAGUCUGAGAGUGCUUCUGGAUCUAAACCUCUUCAUGUUGAGGUGGUGCCCAGAGGUGCUUUCGCUUUGGCUGAUAUGCCAACUGCAUCCAUUUCUUGAGAUAAACAACCUCAAAACAGUGGUACAUAUGCUGAUAACCUCCAGACUGAACUACUGCAAAGCACAUUAUGCGGGGCUGUCUUUGUACGUAGUCUGGAAACCGCAGUUGGUACAGAAUGCAGCAGCCAGUUUAGUCUCUGGGUCAUCUUGAGGAGACCAUAUUACUCCUAUAUUCAAAGAACAGCGCUGGCUACCAAUAAGUUUCCAGGCAAAGUUCAAGGUGCUGAUUAUAACCUAUAAAGUCCCAAACAACUUAGGCCCCGGGUAUUUAAGAGAACGUCAUCUUCACCAUGAGCCCCAUCGCCCAUUGAGAUAAUCCAGAGCGGUUCAUCUGCAGUUGCCACCAGCUUAUCUGGUGGAUAUAUCAGACAGGCUUUCUCUAUUGCCACCCCAAGACUCUGGAAUGCACUCCCUGCUGAAGAACCACCCCAUCUCUGACAACUUUUAAGAAGUCUUUAAAGACACUUUCCCCCCCACCCAAGCUUUUUAACUAGAUUUGUGGCUUUAAAUCGUUUUAAGGUUUUUAUGUCUGUUUAAUUUGUUUUAUGUUGUAAACUGCCCAGAGAUGGAAGUUUGGGGCAGUGUACAGAUAUAAUUAAAUAAAUAUAAUGAAAAUGCACUUACAGAGCAAAAUGGUCUUUGUUCUCUGUAUGAUAUGUGAAGUUCAAUAAUUUGCUUUAGGAUUCUGUGCAUUUUUGCCUUGUGUACAUAUUUUUACUAACAAUAUUCUUGCACAAUGUCCACUUCUUGUUAAUUGACAGGUACAGUUCAGAAAGCAGCAUUUAAUAUUUGCAACCACUAAAUCCGUAUUUUACUAGGCAUAUAUUUGUGCCAAGUAAAUCUGAAUGUCAAUAUUGUUAGUCAUUGCUCAGUUAAAAGAAAAAUUGAGUGAAAUAUUUCUAAAUAUUUGAAAUUUUGGAACAAAUUGUCAACAAUGCAGUUUGUACUAUAUUGCAUUCUGAUUGCUGUUAUACCAUCUUCAGGAGUUACAUUUUGAAUAUGAAUUGUUUACAAUAAACUGGAAUUGUUUCCCCUG